AUGGUUUAGUCGUUCCCGGAAGAACCACUGUUUACAGCAUCGCAGUAAUAGCUGGAAGGUUUAGAGUCGAACGAUAAACAGGAGUUAUGCAUGUUUCUUAGCGUUCUAAUAUUUUGUUAAUGCAUUUGUCUGAAUUAGCAGUAACCUGUGAUUUAAAAUGACGGUUUGGACGAGAAAGAGCGGCCGACAAGCUGGCUAGCGCUGCUGGGUUAGCCAGCGAGGCGAGAGCAGUAGCAGCAGCUGCUAACUGAGCACGGAGCGGCUGCUGGUCCGUCCAGUCCAGGAUCUCAGGAAGACAAGCGGCCAUGGGUGCAGAGAGCAGCGCGGCGCGGGGUUGCACUCUGCUGGAGGAGCCGCUGCUGACCCUGCCCUCCGGACCCACCAUGUACUCGGCGGUUCUCCAGGACGGGAAGCCUGCGUCUGUGUUUGUUCACAAGCGGGACAAUGAAGACAAAGUCAACAAAGCUGCUAAGCAUCUAAAGACGCUGAGGCACCCGUGUCUGCUGCGCUUCCUGUCCUGCUCGGUGCAGGACGGCGGCAUCCAUCUCGUAACGGAACACGUCCAGCCGCUGGAGCUGCUGUUAGACAGCCUGUCCCCGGAGGAAAUCUGCGCCGGCAUCUACGACGUCCUGCAGGCACUCAUCUUUCUGCACGAGAGGGGUAAAUCGAGCCACAACAACGUCUGCGUUUCCUCUGUGUUCGUCAGUGAAGACGGCCACUGGAAGCUGGGAGGGAUGGAGACUGUGUGCAAGUUCUCUGAAGCAACUCCAGAGUUUCUAGAUAGCAUUCAGAGUGCUAGAGAGGCCUCCUGUGUUCCUCCUGAAGAGCAGGCGGAAGACUUUAAAAUCCUUCCAGACAACCAUGCUCACGCUCGGGACUGUUACUCGUUUGGUACAAUGGUGGAGGCUCUGCUCCCUCUGCUGAAUGACUAUGUGUCACAAGAGCUCUCUGACAGUCUGACAAAAACCCUGCAGGCAGGCCUGCUGAACUCUGACCCCCUGGCUCGACCUCCACUCAGCACCUUGCUCAAUCACAGCUUCUUCAGGAAUGACUUUCUGGAAGUGAUGAAUUUUCUGAAGACCCUCACGCUGAAGACUGAAGAGGAAAAAAAUGAAUUUUUUAAGUUUCUCCUUGACCGUGUCCAGAACCUUCCUGAAGAGCUGAUUGCUUCACGCCUUGUCCCCAAACUUCUCCACUCCCUUGUUUUUGCAGAACCCAUGGCCGUCAAGAGCUUCCUCCCUCAUCUGUUAAGACCAAAAAAGGAUUCCAGUCAAGGUGACGGCAGUGAGGAUUGUCUGCUGUCUGUGUCCCUUCAUCAGAAACAUGUGAUUCCUCAGCUGCUUAAACUCUACGAAAUAAACGAAGAGCACAUUCGGAUUGUGCUCUUGACUCACAUCCACAUCUACGCCGAAUUCUUUUCCCACGAUGAACUAAAAAAUCAGAUUCUACCUCAGGUUUUGUUGGGCAUGAGAGACACCAAUGACUCUCUGGUUGCCAUGACGCUGCAAAGUCUUGCUGCGUUGGUGCCUUUACUGGGAGCUCACGUGGUUGUUGGUGGAGACAGAAGCAAGAUCUUUAAACGCACAACUCCAAGUUUUACCAAGUCUGCAGAGGUCACACCUGAAACUUCUCCUGUUCACAUAGUUGGAAGCUCAAACUCUCAGAUGGUUCAACCCUCCAAAUUCCUGAAUAUGCUCCCCAAACCAUCAGAGACCAAAGGCUCGGUCCUCAGCCACAUGGGAAACUUGACAGGCACACAAGAGAAGCCGAGGGUGAUUCCGCCAUCAUCUGAUAAAAGCCGAAAAAUGCCUUUAACCUUAAACGGCUUUCAUGAGGAUAAUAAUAGACAGGAAGUGUUCCUCGGUUCGGAGCAGGCUAACAGGCUAGAGGGCCCUGUGGAGGACUGGCCUGACUGGACUGAAAACGAUGUGGGAGAAAGUAGAAAUGCGCAGUCUGUCCACAUCCACAUUAAGGCAUCAGAGGGAGCUAAUGCUAUUAGCAGCAGACUCCCAAAUGAAAAUGCAGAGGAGGAGCCUUGGGAUGACUUUGAGGACCCUGAGCCGACGUUGGAUCUCUCCCCUACAGCUCCUUCUGCAGAUUCACUGAUUCUGACACUUUCCAGAGGGAGCACCACUACAUGCGCUAAUCCGAUUCCUGAACCGUCGACACUGAAAUCCUCUAAACCCCUAAAGCUGACCUCGGCGCUCUAUCAGUCGACACAGGCCAAGGAUACUUCUUCAUGGGACAAUGACUGGAGUCAAAAGGAUUUCCAGAAACCACUAAGACCAUCAGCCCCAGUACCCAAAUCAACAGUGCCAAUGAAGAGCGACAGGACAGGAGGUCUGGGGGAGGAGUUCACUAUUAAGGUGAAAAAGAAGGUAGAGAAAGACCCAGAACUGGAUUUGUUUGCAGACAUGGUGCCGGACAUCAAGUUAUCUUCAACCGCUCUGCUGCCUCUAGAGGAGAGAAGUGUGCAUGUCGCAGGAACGUCAGCGGUCUUUUCAGAUAAAACUCUUGAGACGGGCUCAUCCAUUGAUACUGUAACACUCACUGCCAAGUUUGCAGCAGCUAACCCAUCUGAGGCUGAAGCAGAUGGCUGGGGGGAUGGAGAUGACCUCAACUGGGAGGGUGAGAAUGCCUGGUGAUGACGACUGAUACAAAACUCAAUCUCCAAAACACUCAACCACUGGAAACCUUUAAUCCAUGCAUCACAUCUGGAGUUCCACUAUCCCACAAAGCUGGAAGAAGCUUCUCAUAAAAUGAUGCAGUCUGAUCAAGGAGAACCUAAAUCUAUUAUUUCUGUUUAUUAUGGAAACGUGGUGAUACAUGGGCAGCCGGGUGGUGCUAGACAUGGACAGAAGAAGCCAUUUGUAAUUGUUUGCCAGUUGACAUUAAUCACCUCAAUAAUGGUUAAAGAUCCUAACGAGGUAAAUGUCAUUGCUUUCGUUUGCUUUUUUAUGUGCCAAAUCAACUAUUAGCAUCAAGCUCAAGAUACAUUUUUAGCGGGACAAAGGUUGAUUUCUUAAAGGCUUGCACUUUGAAUGAAUGUGAAAUAGAAAAUCUAUUUAUUUGAGCUUUUUGGUUGGUGGUGAAAUAAACAUUUUGCUGCAAAAAAU
Messenger RNA from Xiphophorus hellerii (green swordtail), 3116 nucleotides. It is a transcript of the gene scyl3, whose product is annotated as SCY1-like, kinase-like 3. Gene Ontology annotation, biological process: protein phosphorylation. Gene Ontology annotation, molecular function: ATP binding; protein kinase activity. The transcript is spliced from 14 exons. Bases 306 to 2645 code for a protein of 779 amino acids. Lineage: Eukaryota; Metazoa; Chordata; Actinopteri; Cyprinodontiformes; Poeciliidae. The record is from RefSeq and is a predicted model, not a curated record.